AUGGAAGCAGUAAGCGCCAACUACAAGGAUCAGCAGAAAAGAGACAGACUGAUUCAAGCCUUUGAAAAAUAUAAGAAGGAUCUUGUACAUGGUCUGCCUGCCUCACCGUUCAACGCCAGAAGUGUUUCUCCAAGCCAGCAGAAGGACCUGUGGUCGCUGUCAGAAAAUGAUCACCUAUAUUUGAUAUCUGGUCAGAACAACUGCUCCAAGACAAAGAGAGAGCAGCCCUCCUCUGUAUCAUCUCAGAAACUCACUUCAAGGACUCUGUUGCCAGCUUCUACUGCAAGAAAGAAUAUCCAAAAUAGUGUUCAGCAUACUCAGCAGUCUCACACUCUUGUUCACAACUCUGGUACAGUCAGAUCAUCUGCUUCACCACUCCAGCAGUCUCGCAUGCAUCUAGGCAGUCACAACAGGAAAAAGGCAUUUCAAAACUCUUUUAAUAAAACAUAUUCUGGGGACCUCCUUAAUAAACAUUCAAUUUACUUUACAGAAAAGAAGCAAUAUUUUACCCCUCAAAUCUUAAAGACAUCACACCAAUCUUUUCUUGUAAAAUAUAGGUAUUACAAUCCUCCUUCCCAAAAAAAGAUCUCCUCCCCUGGCAGACCAUUACUUAAAUCAGCAGACACCAAUGAUGAAAAGAAAAGAAUGUUACACAGAUUUUUGGAAGAUGCACAUGUGAGACCACAUUCAGAUCACUUUUCUCAGCAACAAGUUAAGAACCAUGAUUUAUGGAUUUCCAGUUCUGAAAUGCCACUUUUUCCAGGAUCACAACUUGAAGAAAAGUAAGAAGAAUAUCUUGACUUUCUUCAAGAUCUUACAAAUGAUAUUUUGAUUAGAAGUUGUUAUCACAAAGAGGCAUUAGAAGACGUAUUUCAAAUGCAUAUUAAAAGUAAGAGGCAUAACCUUGAUGAGGUAAAAAGGAAACAAAUAGUUCAAAGUCUGAAGGAAGAGCUGAACAUCACAAACCAACCAGACCCUUCCAUCAGCUGUAAGAGCACAUGGCAAAAGGAAACCAGAAUUCCUGCAACGUGCUUUUAA
Antrostomus carolinensis (chuck-will's-widow) is the source of this 1038-nucleotide messenger RNA. Its product is annotated as spermatogenesis-associated protein 7 homolog. NCBI's taxonomy places the organism in Eukaryota, Metazoa, Chordata, Aves, Caprimulgiformes, Caprimulgidae. Gene Ontology annotation, cellular component: ciliary basal body; rod photoreceptor outer segment; axoneme. Gene Ontology annotation, biological process: photoreceptor cell maintenance; microtubule cytoskeleton organization. The transcript is spliced from 8 exons. The record is from RefSeq and is a predicted model, not a curated record.